UCGUCCUGCUGCGUCGUAUUGUGUGUUAGUUUCCUGAUCUACCUCGAAUAAAUUUAAUAAUGUCCAGGAUCUACCACGCCUUAGUGAACACUGCCGACAAGUUCGUGCCCGGAGCGCUCCAACCCCUGUGGAAUCAUGCUGCUGGUCCCAAAACGGUGUUCUUCUGGGCCCCCGUGUUUAAAUGGGGUUUGGUUGUUGCCGGACUCAGUGACCUUCGUCGAUCCCCGGAUCAGCUGUCAAUUUCGCAGUCCGCCUCGUUGGCCGCGACGGGAAUAAUUUGGUCGCGGUAUUCCCUGGUCAUCAUUCCCAAGAAUUGGGGAUUGUUUUCGGUGAACUUGUUCGUGGCCGGGACGCAGGUGCUGCAGCUGUACCGUGCCUGGGACUACUCGCGGAAAACCCAGAAAGCCGCUGUGGCGGCCCCCAAGUAGUGGAAUUGACGAACAGGACGAGUAACUAAUGUGAAAAAUGUAGUAGUGUUUAAAAAAUACUGCUGCACUUCGACCACUUCCUGUAUACACUGUACGGUGCGGGUUUGUAUAUGCUGUUAAUAGGACGUGUACAGUCUAAAUAAAUGCACAAGAGAUUUUUUUUGUCGAA
Messenger RNA from Anopheles coustani, 597 nucleotides. RefSeq names its product mitochondrial pyruvate carrier 2-like. The record is from RefSeq and is a predicted model, not a curated record. Lineage: Eukaryota; Metazoa; Arthropoda; Insecta; Diptera; Culicidae. Bases 60 to 428 code for a protein of 122 amino acids. Gene Ontology annotation, cellular component: mitochondrial inner membrane. Gene Ontology annotation, biological process: pyruvate import into mitochondria. The transcript is spliced from 3 exons. Gene Ontology annotation, molecular function: pyruvate transmembrane transporter activity.